Molecule: messenger RNA, 2051 nt
Organism: Rosa rugosa (rugosa rose)
Lineage: Eukaryota; Viridiplantae; Streptophyta; Magnoliopsida; Rosales; Rosaceae
Product: cytochrome P450 81Q32-like
Exons: 2
Coding region: 306-1820 (504 amino acids)
Molecular function (GO): monooxygenase activity; iron ion binding; oxidoreductase activity, acting on paired donors, with incorporation or reduction of molecular oxygen
Source: RefSeq, a predicted model, not a curated record
GUUCCUAGCGCAAGACUCAACCAACCCUCAGAUUUCCAAGGCUAACAACUCUUAUUUGAUUGGAACCUGAUAGGCCCCUCCAACUCCCUCUUUGACCUGUCUCUUGCCAAACUAUACUCAUUUAAUGCUUGUGUAACAGGAAUAGCUGUGCUAGUUGUCUCAACAAUGACCCUUCAUCAAAGGAUGGCCUCUUCUUCUGCACCUCAGUCCCUCACCUUCAUCCUCUUGAUCAUCAUCAAAUUCCUAUUUCAAACAUAAACAUAAAUGCAUACCAUAUCUUCAUCUUAUGAACCAAGAAGGAAUUCAUGGAUGGCCUGUUCUUCUGCACAUCUCUGUCCCUCAUCUUCAUCCUCUUGAUCACCAUCAAAUUCCUAUUUCGAACAAAACAUCACAGUCACACAAACCUCCCACCAAGCCCUCCAACUGUACCAAUUAUAGGCCAUCUCCAUCUCCUACAACCGUUAGUCCAUCGGACCUUCCACCAUCUCUCACAGAUAUAUGGCCCUGUUUUCUCCCUCUGGUUUGGCUCACAUCGUGUGGUUGUGGUCUCUUCGUCCUCAAUUGCUGAAGAAUGUUUCACCAAAAAUGAUAUAGUUCUGGCAAACCGUCCUCGCUUCAUGCUCGCAGGCAAGCACAUGGGCUACAACUACACCAAUGUGGUGGAGUCCCCAUAUGGGGAUCACUGGCGCAACCUACGCCGCAUUAGCACUACCGAAAUCUACUCUCCCAGUAGGCUCAACAUGUUCUCGAGCAUCAGGACGGACGAAGUCAAGCAAUUGCUGUUCAAACUCUCACACAACUCCCGUGAAGAUUUUGCAAAGGUGGACUUGCGAUCCAUGCUCUCUGAGCUGACAUUUAACAUCAUAAUGACAAUGGUGGCAGGGAAGAGGUAUUAUGGAGAUGACAUGUCAGACAAAGAAGAGGCCAAGCAGUUCAGAGAUCUCAUGAGUGAGGGUUUGUCGUAUGCUGGUGCAACAAACCCCUCAGACUUUGUGCCUAUUUUGAAAUGGUUUGGGGGUGGUGGGUUUGAGAAGAAGGUGAUGGACUUGGGUAAGAGGAUGGAUGCUUUCUUGCAAGGUUUGAUCGAUGAGCAGAAUCCGAGUAAAACUACUUCAGAUCGUACAGCAAAUACUUUGAUCCACCAUUUACUUUCUCUGCAAGAAUCACAGCCUGAGUAUUACACUGACCAAAUUAUCAAAGGGCUUAUACUGAUCAUGCUUUUGGCGGGUACUGAUACAUCAUCCCUAACAAUGGAAUGGGCCAUGUCCAAUCUGCUCAACCAUCCUGAGGUGCUAAAAAGGGCUAGAGCUGAACUGGAUGCUGAAUUUGGACAAGAACGCUUAAUAGACGAACCAGAUAUCUUCAAACUACCUUACCUACAAAGUAUCAUCUCUGAGACUCUCCGAUUGUACCCUACAGCACCACUACUAGUACCACAUUAUACAUCUGAUGACUGCACCAUUGGAGGAUUUGACGUGCCAUGUGACACGAUAGUAAUGAUCAAUGUGUGGGCCAUACACAGAGAUCCAACGUUGUGGGAUGAUCCUGAAAGCUUCAAGCCUGAGAGGUUUGCAAAUGGUGGAGAAGAGCCAUACAAGUUCAUGCCAUUUGGACAAGGAAGAAGGGCUUGCCCUGGCAUGGGCUUGGCCCAACGUGUGGUUGGCUUGGCUUUGGGAUCAUUGAUUCAAUGUUUCGAUUGGGAAAAAGUCAGUGAGAUGAAGGUUGAUAUGACUGAAGGUAAAGGACUCUCAAUGCCUAAAGCUGUGCCACUGGAGGCUAUGUGCAAAGCACGCCCAAUUGUGAACAAGGUUCUCUCUUAGAUAAACAUCCAGAACAUAAUGAGUAUUGAGUACUGUAAUAAUUUGAAGUAUACAUUCACAUUUCCAUGUAUAAGUCAUCUAGUAUACUGUAUAUUCAAUUCAUAUCAUGUGUAUUGUAUAAUCAGAGACAACCAAUAAUGUGUAUUCUGAUCUUAACAUACUUCUAUAUCAAUCUGAUCUGUUCGGGUACAAUUAUAUUGAUAAUAAGAAUCUAAACCUAUACCUUAUUUA